GUUGGGCUUGCGCAGUUAAAACCCUCUUUCUUUUGUCCCGGCGCUGAACCACGGCGAGCACCGACCUUCCUUCCUCCUCUUCGGGCUACACUCUUGCUGCCAGACGAGCUCGGAUCAUACUCUCUGUGCGCGAUCCUCGGCCUGUAGUUCUCCGGCGACGUCCUUCUUCUCCGAUCCCCCUUCCAAUUGACGGGUUUGAUGCCUCUAGAGCUUCAAAAUAUGUUAUAGAUCUGUGUAUCUGGAAAAGUUCACAAGUCCGGCAUCAGAAAGUGCAAGUGAAAGCAGCAGUUGAUCUUUAUUCAAGGUCCAGUUCCCAUCCAAUUGCUACCUGUAUGAUUUUGGGGGGCAUUGGUUGGUAAUCGGUUCCCAACCAUUUCUCUCAGGAUGACGAGCCAUUUGGUGUUUGGCAGUCGCGAGGACUGAUUGAUUACUUGUAAUUGAAAGAAAAGGGGAAGACCAAAGUGAAAGGCUUGUCUCCCAGCACCAGCAGAACGAAAGAAGCAAAUCUAUCUCCUGCCGCUUUCCCACUGAUGCGGACUUUCUUCUCCAUGCUACCUUGGCGACUUCUCCAUUUUCUCAUAUAUUGCAGCUGUUGUUUCAUCAUCCUCCCUCUAUUCCCUGGCCUUAUGAGUGUGGAUGCAUUUACUGGUACUUACGGCAUAAACUAUGGACGCAUUGCUGAUAACAUCCCUCAACCUGAAAGAGUCGUGACACUUUUGAGAUCAUCAAAGAUAAAGAAUGUAAGGAUUUAUGAUGCAGAUGACAGUGUCCUCAAGGCAUUUAAAGGAACUGGCCUUGAGUUGAUUGUAGGACUUCCCAAUGGAUUUGUGAAGGAUAUAAGCACGAAUCAAAGCCAUGCUAUGGAUUGGUUAAAGGAGAAUGUCCAACCAUAUUUACCCGACACACAUAUAAGAGGCAUUGCUAUUGGGAAUGAGGUGUUGGGAGGAAAUGAUCAGGAGCUAGAAGGUGCUCUUUUCGGUGCUAUUAAAAACAUGUACAGUGCUCUCAAAAAACUUCAGUUGGAGAACCUUAUUGAGGUUUCAACAUCACAUUCUCAGGCAGUCUUUAACUCUAGUUACCCACCAUCAUCAGGUACUUUUAAAGAGAGUGCCCUUGUAUAUUUGAAGCCAAUCUUGGAUUUCUUUUCAAAGACCGGUGCUCCCUUCUGUGUUAAUGUAUACCCAUUCUUGGCUUAUGAUAGCGAUCCUGAUCACAUAGAUAUCAAUUAUGCACUCUUUGAACCAAAUGCUGGAGUUUAUGAUGAAAAGACGGAUCUCCACUAUGACAAUAUGUUUGAUGCUCAGGUAGAUGCAGCUUAUGCCGCUUUGGAAGCUGCUGGCUUUAAUAACAUGGAAGUAAUUGUCACGGAAACAGGUUGGGCUUCUGCUGGUGGUAAUGAUGAAAAGGGAGCUUCUCCUGAAAAUGCAAGGACCUAUAAUUUUAAUCUGCGCAAGAGGCUUUUCAAGAGAAAAGGCACUCCCCUCAGACCAAAGCUUGUGACAAAGGCAUAUAUAUUUGCUUUAUUUAAUGAAGAUUUGAAACCUGGACAAAAUUCGGAGAGGCAUUACGGAUUGUUUAACGCUAAUGGCAGCGUUUCAGAUGAUAUUGGCUUUAGUGGCCUUAAGUCAUCACCUGCACCUGCGUCUACUCUAUCAUUAAAGGAUAUUCAUCGUCAAGGCUGGUCGACAUCCUACUCUUUUACUCUUAUUGCCUGCAUUACCAUCCUGGUUACAUUAUUGGCCUAGGAUGGUUGAAUUCAGCUCCACUAUCUCAGUUAAUGUGCUGCAUCCUGAGGAGCCAAUUUUAUUCACUUUGGUUCACUUGCGCAUUCAUAUAUUCUUGCAGAUACAACAUACACAUUGCCUGUAUUUUUGGAAGUCGAUUGAAGAUCAUACUACGUUCCGGCUAUAUGAUCAAAUACGAGCUUUUCUUAGUUUAUCCCAAGGAUUUGCUAAUUUUAGCUUAUUUUUGGACUGUGAUACUUGUACCUCAAAAGCCCCAGAAAUAAAAAUACUGUACAACAUAUAUCUACUCAAUUCUGUUACCGUUCUCACCUCCUUAUGUUGAGCUACAAGUGAAUCUAGUAUUUUUUUGAGUGGCAGAUUCUGUGCUAAUGUAUCAUUUGGGGGGAGCAAACCACAUUCACCUGCCUAUUAUUUGCUCAAUGCAUGUAUAAACAAAGCAUAAGCGAACCUGAAAGACAGUCAAAUUUAAUGCCCUAAGUGAAAGUGAAUUCAUUGA
Messenger RNA from Dioscorea cayenensis subsp. rotundata (Guinea yam), 2241 nucleotides. Its product is annotated as glucan endo-1,3-beta-glucosidase 14-like. The record is from RefSeq and is a predicted model, not a curated record. Gene Ontology annotation, cellular component: plasma membrane. The transcript has 4 exons. Bases 531 to 1745 code for a protein of 404 amino acids. NCBI's taxonomy places the organism in Eukaryota, Viridiplantae, Streptophyta, Magnoliopsida, Dioscoreales, Dioscoreaceae. Gene Ontology annotation, biological process: carbohydrate metabolic process. Gene Ontology annotation, molecular function: hydrolase activity, hydrolyzing O-glycosyl compounds.